UCCUGCUGCCGCACUUUCACUCUCCGCAGUCGCAUCCCCUCCACGUCCUGCCUCCGUCCACCCGCCGCCCGCUCUAGCCAUGGAUGCCAAGAUCGUCGCUGUGCUGGCUCUUGUGCUGGCUGCGCUGUGCCUCAGCGACGGGAAACCGGUCAGCCUGAGCUACAGAUGCCCUUGCCGAUUCUUUGAGAGCCACGUCGCCAGAGCCAAUGUCAAGCAUCUCAAAAUCCUCAACACUCCGAAUUGUGCCCUUCAAAUCGUGGCAAGGCUGAAGAACAACAACAGACAAGUGUGCAUCGACCCGAAAUUGAAGUGGAUUCAGGAAUACCUGGAGAAAGCUUUAAACAAGGGGCGCAGAGAAGAAAAAGUGGGGAAAAGAGAAAAGAUAGGAAAAAAGAAGCGACAGAAGAAGAGAAAGGCUGCUCAGAAAAGGAAAAACUAGUUAUCUGCCACCUCGAGAAGGACCACAGUGCACUCUGCUCUUGUGUCUCCCGGCGCUUUGUAAAUCUGCCCCAACCCUCCUCCAGGGCAGAGCCCCUGCUUCCCGGGCGGGCGCUCAGACUUCCAUGGGGGAGCAGCAUUUUGCCGCCACUGUGGCCACCCCGGGUCCUGUAUUUAUGUGCUUUUUAGGGCCUUUCCUGGUCUGCUAAGUUAAGAAGAAAGUAGUUGUACAAAGACCGGGGUUGGAGUCUAUGACACAGAGCCUGUGUGCUCAGGACUCUGUCUAGAACAGCCUGGGACUCCGGAAUGGCCCAGCGCUCCAUCUAGAAUGGCCCAGGGUCUCUCUCCAGCAUCACCCUGGGCUGAGGAGCCUCCACCCUGCCCUCCGCUCCCUCUCUCGCAAGGCCCAUGAUCACGAGCGCUCAGAGCUCACACAGCUCCACACCCUUACGAUCUGCGUUCCCGUCUGGGGCCAGCGUGUGGCCACCUGGCCUGUGCACAGAGCGGCCCGCUGGCCCAGCAGCCGGCAUCUCACCCAGCAAGGGCCAUGUGCCUGAUACCCUCUCACCUGCCACUGCCGGUGGCAUCACUGCCCUUGCGGGGCAGAGCUGGCUGUGGCCAUGCCAUUUGCAGGCGGUAACUGACUCCUUUCCCCAAAUGCCUGCUGCCUGGCUCUCCACCACUCUGCCACCUGGGGUAGGACUUUUCUGGCCUCUCCCUCCCUGGGCCUGGGGCUGUAUGAGCGGCUUUACCUCCAAGCUUGGGCGGGUUUCUUCAGACCGUGUGGGGAGAAUGGCUGACGGCUCCGCAUUUCCAGAGAGCAGUUGUGGAAAUGCUUCUCAGGGAGCCUCUUUGCAGGGCAAUUCACUCUGUAGAUUCUUUAAACGGGUCCCUGAUGCAGAGGAGUUGUGUGAAGGGCCUGUAGCUCUGGGGACCCCUAGCCUAUCCCCUUCCCCCUUCUGCAUGACCCCAAGUGAUUAGGUUCUGGGACGCAGCUGCCUCGGUCCUCACUCACCACCCCGACCUCAACACACAUACACACGCAGAUUCAGGGCUGAGCUUUCUUGCCAAGUCUCUCUAAUUUGGACUGGAAGGAGGGGGAUCACAGGGGAGAGCAAGGCCCUGAUUUCAGUAGUGCUUUGAAAAGGGAAACCUUGAAUAUCUACUCUUCUCCCCAUCCCCCUGUCACACAUGGACACACACUCACCCUGUACCCCAGACCCCUGGUCAUAAUUUCAGUACAUGGAUCCAGAAAGACGACAUGGUUGAAGGAUGGGGCACAUGGAUUUCAGGAGAAGAAACCCAAGGUCCUUGCCUGUCACCUGGGUCACAGAGCGCUGUGUCCCCCUCACGCUUUAGUGCGCUCCUUUUAAUUGCAGCAUAAGGAAUUACAGCCAUUACUUUUCCUCACUGGAGAAGUGUCCCCCUAGGGCACUGUAGCCAAAGACUUUUACUUCCCACUGCCAUCCCUUGUACCUGGCUAACUCCCCCAGGCUGUGGCCCUCUUGCCAGCAACAGGGAUGGCAGGCCUGCUCCCGGGCGUGUGGGUUGCCCACUUACCUCAUCCUGCCUGUGGUGCCUCCGAAGGCCUCUGCAUGGCUGCUGGGCUACCCAGGGCUGCAGUCCUUUCCGUGGAAGCCAGCAGCAGUUCUUGUCUGCAGGACCUUGGCCAGGGUAGCGCUACUCUUACAAAAGCACCUGCAGAGGGUCAGACCUGUGACUCCACGCUCCCUUUUUCACACCGCAGGAGCAGUACAUUUCUGUGCCAGAGAGGGUGACAGGUCUGUUCUGGGAGAGCUGUUUGCCCUGUAGCAGCUGUGGGUCAAGCUAUUGUUUCCCUGAGGUAAGCAAUAGCUUACAGACUGCUUUCUGCAGUGCCCAGGGAGACAGCACGGGCCACCUCUCCUGGGGGAGCCAGGGCUGCGGGGACUCAGAGGGUUGGACCCACAUUAGAAAACAUAGGCAAGCCCCUGUCUGUCCUUAUAUGACUCCAUUGGCCCUGGGGCCUCACUGCAUCUGACCAGCGGGCCUCAGCCCCGCUGAAGGCAGGGUCGCCGUGGAAGAGCCGAAGAGCUGGACCUCCAUUCCGUUGUGGGUUGAAACUGACUAGGCAGCGCUCGCGCGUCUGCCACCAGGUGCGCAUGCGCGGUCCCAGUGCCGGCUGCCUGGGCGCCUAGCUCCGGGGCCACUCCGCCGCGCCAGCCCAGAGGUCCUGGGGCUUAAUGUCUAUGCUGGGCUAAGGCAUCGCACUUCGUCCUGCCUUGUGACCACUGUGCCAUGCCAUCUCCGUGCCCUUGUUCGUCCAUCCGCCCUGUGCUUGCUGUGCCCACCUGCCCUCUCUGCUUCCCGCCUUCCAUCCGUCCUUCGCUUCCGCCAUGCUGUCUCUCUCAUUUCAGUCCCCCUGCUCAGGGUCUCGGAAGGCAGAAGCACCACAGAGAUUUGGAAAUCAGGGGUGUGUCCCCGGCUGGAGCGGGGUUCAGCGUCUCAGGUGUGCGGCCCGACCACUGCAGGAACCCGCCUUAAUGGUGUCUCCCUCUGUUCUUGUUAACAGGAGGUUCAAGAUGUGAGAGGCGCAGGUUGGGUCAGACGCCUGAGGAAACCUUACAGUAGGAGCCCAGGUCUGAAAUCAGUUAGGAAGGGUCUGUAGCUAGCCACCCCCUGCACCCAGGCAGGCCUGAAUGCAUUUCCAAGAGGCUCGUCUUGCACAGUUUGCCUUACUUCACCAUUUGAUUAUGUAGCAAAAUAUAUGGCGUUUAUUUCUCAUUUAGUCUGAUUAUCCAGUGUCACUGGCGACAGAUAGGAACUUAGAUUAAGGCCAUUCUUUUACCUGCUUUGUUAUAAUAUCCUUCCCGGAACCCCUUAUCUAGCCAGAGGUUUCUGAGCUGUGCAGGCUGGAACCCCAGACGGAGGGAGCCUUGCCCACAUCACCGUGUCCAGGGUGGAGAGCCACCAGGAGGUGUCAGCACCAGUGAGCGUGGGCAGACCUUAGUGAAGGCUGCCCUGUGCAGGGGCGGAGGCGGGUGGGGGAGAGGUUCUGGGGAGCCAGGCAGGAGCUUCACCCUUCCUCAGGGUGAGAGCAGGGUUCUGCCUCUUUGGCGAGUACCGCAGGGCUUCCCUGAGCUGAGGCAGGCAGGAGUGUGAGGCCAGGGCAGGGUGAGAUUCACCCCUCAUCCCAAGCUCUCCUCUACAUCCCAUCACGUCCUUCUCAUCAUUCUCUCUCUCAUCCAUCAUCAUGUGUAUCCAAGACUGUCUCCAUGACCCAGGAAAAGGACUCUCUCAAGAGCAAAGCUUUACUUUAAACUGGGCACCAAGAAGUAAAUCAAAAUGUCUCGUGUUACCUGGUCCUGGAAGCACUGUGCACGUCUGUGGCUUGUUUGGAAUAUUGUCCAUUGUCCAAUCCUGUGUUUUUGUUCAAAGCCAAUGUCCUCGGUGCAUGCACUGUCAGUUCCUUAAAUGCAAAGCCUGAGAGUGAGGAGAUGCCCCUUGGGGCCUUUGACCAGAUUUUUGAUUAGGGCUGUGAUCCUUUUGGAUGGAACCUUGUUUUCCCCAUGAUCACAAACCCAUGUUGGAUCAACAGAGCCCAAGGGAAUUCGGUUUGCAGCAGUAUGACCUUCGAGGAUGCAGACCCUCAAGGCGUCUGUAACUGUUGGUACCUCAGAACUACAGAGAGUUUUGUCUUCGCGGUGUCAGCACUGUUUGGGGAAUAACAAGAAAAGAAUUUUCAACUUUUUUUUGGUUUUGAAAGCCCAGUCCCUAAAAUAAUCAAUCCUGGACAUGAAGAUUCCUUCCCGAUUAAAAUCUAACCUCAUUUUUUUCACCAUUUGAUGAUCCCAUCAUCUCUUAACUUGGCACAGUGGCCCCUGGACCUUCUCUGCUGCCGCUGUCAUCUUGUGCUUACAGGAUGUCCAGCAGGGCAUUCCUCUUAGAAAAGCAUGGGCUGGUUGGGAAAGUAGCUUAACAAUCCUGACGUUUAGGGUGUUUCCCUUUAUUGAGAGCAGUUUGUAGAGCUGCAUUAAACAGUUUAAAGAUCUCACUUUCUGAAAAGGAGGCACUUGAGGGCUUUUGGCUUGUUUUGUUUUUCAUUUGGUCUCACUAAUACUUUUCCCCUCUGGUUAAGUUUUUUUUUUAAUUAAGAAAGCAGAAAAAAAAGAAGGGCAAAACAAGGAAAUGUAUCAAUUGACAGGAUGAUGUAAACAACAUGCAGAAAGGAUAUUCUUGUAAAAUAAUCUUGAAUUGUAGGUGUUCUCAGAUUUAAUAACCUUUGGGUUAUCAGUACCAUGUGUUAGGCAUUUCCAUAAAUAUGCCUUUAAAUUAGAUCUUCAUGCAAAUAGACGCAAAUCCAUCAACCAAACAAAAAUUCACAUCCUCAAACCAGCUUUGUUAUAUUGAAAACAAUAGAGUAUGGAGGGGCCUUUAUUAGUUAUAAGGGAUACAGAGCUGGUUUCAAAACCCUCUUCUGAAGUUAACCUGUCACUACAGGCCUUCUGAAUUAUACAUGAAAUGAUCUAAUUUUCAGUGGGAGAGUCAUUUUCCAAGUAAUUCAAGACAUUUUAAAAUCUCAUGGAAAUUUUGGAAUUACCAUCCCCUGGAACCCAUGAACCAGAACCAUUAAAUCUCUUUCUCCAAGAAAAUUAACAUGGCCCUAAAUAAAUCUUGACUACAGUUAAGAAUAAUUUUUGUUUCUCCCCUAUAGGGGGAAAAAAUAGAUAAGAGGAGAAACUGCAGGAAAAAUGAUUUGUGUGACAAUCCCUCUACUUGCAAUCUGCUCCUGAGUGGAGACUGCCCAGCUAAAGCAAAUAUGCAUUUAAAUAGUCCAUUUGCAAAGGAAAAGGCUCUCCUGAUCCCCUUUUGCUUUCAAAAUACAAGUGGAUCACUUUGAUUAGGGGUCACCUAGCUGUUCUUCCUGGUCCAGUGCUGCCUCUACCUGACCUUCCCUUGGGCUCCGUGUAACCUCCAGGGUGGUCCUCCACUGCCAGCCUUUGCAUCAGGACCCAGGCAGAGAAGACGUGGGGGCACUGAACUCACAGACGUGCUGUGUGUUGGAAUCCGAAUUUGUGCCUUGUGUUGUUUUGCACCGUUCUUUGUCCCACUCCGGCCAGGUGCUGAGACCCCAGCGAGACACACGAAGGACCCUCUGCUUAUCUGCCUGUCCUCCAGAGAAAGGAGGGCCAGCUUUGAGCAGAGGGCCUGAGUAGCAAAAGGUUGCAGUCCCCACUGUGUGAAGUCCAGAGAACUUCUAAGCCUUUUCACUUGAUCCGAUUUGACCUUCCUUUUCUGACUGCCGCCUGGUGUUAUCACUAUGGGAUCUCUCACUGGGAGUUCAUCACCUUUCCCAGGUGGUGCAUCCUUUUGUAGCUGGAUGAGAAUUGUGGGGUCCUGAUCUCUACACAUAUUCCCUGGGAAAUUUCCCAUCCCUGGGAAAUGUUCCCUGGAAACCUUCGAGUCCCCUAAGGAGACCACUGACAUUGUCAAGUUGAAAAAUCCCAUAGACUGUUACUCUGCAACCUCGCUGGACUCUCAGUCUCUGAGCGGUGAUGGGUUCAGUGUUAAAUGCGAUAAAUACUGUAUUUUGUAUUGUUUAAACUGCAUCUCCCACAUAAUGUGAAAAUGGUCCAGGAGAAGGCAGCUUUCUAUAUGCAGUGUGCUUUUUUUUUUUAACAAGUAACAACUCCUUUUGAGAAACAACAAUUUCUACUUUGAAGUCAUAUCAAUGAAAAGAUGUAUAUGCACUUAUAAUUUUCCUAAUAAAGACAUGUACUCAAAUGUA
Molecule: messenger RNA, 6205 nt
Organism: Globicephala melas (long-finned pilot whale)
Lineage: Eukaryota; Metazoa; Chordata; Mammalia; Artiodactyla; Delphinidae
Gene: CXCL12
Product: C-X-C motif chemokine ligand 12
Biological process (GO): defense response; chemotaxis; immune response
Cellular component (GO): extracellular region
Molecular function (GO): chemokine activity
Source: RefSeq, a predicted model, not a curated record